Cydia amplana is the source of this 1855-nucleotide messenger RNA. RefSeq names its product excitatory amino acid transporter (gene Eaat2). The transcript is spliced from 10 exons. Gene Ontology annotation, molecular function: glutamate:sodium symporter activity; L-glutamate transmembrane transporter activity; neutral L-amino acid transmembrane transporter activity. Gene Ontology annotation, biological process: L-glutamate transmembrane transport. NCBI's taxonomy places the organism in Eukaryota, Metazoa, Arthropoda, Insecta, Lepidoptera, Tortricidae. Gene Ontology annotation, cellular component: plasma membrane. The coding region runs from base 26 to 1684 and encodes 552 amino acids. The record is from RefSeq and is a predicted model, not a curated record.
UAAAGUAAAUAUACAACAGUGAAUCAUGGUUUUAAAAUCAGAAAUGGAUCCGCCUUGUAAACCACACAAGCAGUUUCAUGAGUAUCUGUUCGCGAAGAUGGGGCCAGGGGACCGAGGGCCGAAGACCACGGAGGACCGGGCCGCGCCGGUAGACCCCACCGGUGUCAGGAAGUGGUUUAUGGACAAUACCAUGCUGGUCGUCACAUUAAUUGGCGUGCUCACUGGUAUCGCUAUCGGUUUCGGCUUGCGUCCAUACAAUCUCGGUCCCGAUGCUUUAAUGAUCAUUUCGUACCCCGGCGAGCUCUUCAUGAGGCUAUUGAAGUUGAUGAUCCUUCCUUUGAUCAUAGCGAGCCUGAUCGCUGGAUCUGCUAGCCUGAACGCCAAGAUGAGCGGGAAGAUUGCUGUCCGGACUCUACUCUAUUUUAUACUUACGUCCAUGUUUAACGCUUUUCUGGGGAUACUCCUUGCAAUGAUGAUUCACCCUGGGCAGCCGGAACUGCGAGAGGACUUUGUCGUGGCCAUUGAAAACAAAAGAGAUCACAGUAUUCUUGACAGUCUUCUGGAUAUUGGUCGAAACAUUUUCCCGGACAACAUCGUGCAGGCCGCGUUCCAGCAGGCGCAUACCGUAUACGCGGAGCAGCCAUCGCUGUUUGCUAGGAACCUCACGGAUAACGACACGGCGCCGGUUCUAGUCCGUGUCGUGUCCUACAGAUCAGGCACCAACACACUCGGCCUCGUCUUCUUCUGUCUCGUGUUCGGGAGUUUGCUCGGCACUCUCGGCCCCAAGGGCCAGGUUGUCAUCGACUUCUUUCAAGCCAUCUUCGAGGUCAUCAUGAAGAUGGUGACGGGCGUCAUGUGGUUCACCCCUGUGGGAGUCAGUAGCGUCAUCGCUGGAAAGAUUCUUGGUGUUAGCAAUGUUGCUCAAGUGAUGUCCCAGCUGGCCUGGUUCAUCGCUACGGUGGCGGUGGGUGUGUUCCUGUAUCAGCUAAUCGUGAUGCAGCUCAUCUAUUUCAUGUUCCUACGGAAGAACCCCUACAAGUUCUAUUGGGGACUAUCUCACGCAAUGUUGACUGCUGCCGCUACUGCUUCAACAGCCGCAGCCCUCCCAGUUACGUUUCGCGCGAUGGAAGGCCCGCUCCGCAUCGACCCUCGCAUCACACGCUUCGUGCUGCCCAUCGGCUGCAACAUCAACAUGGACGGCACGGCCCUGUUCCUGGCUGCGGCCAGCGUCUUCGUCUGCCAGAUGAACAACUUGCAUCUAGGGUUCGCGCAGCUCGCUACCAUAUUCUUGACAUCGACAGCAGCGUCAGUGUCGUCUGCGUCAGUGCCGUCGGCCGCCAUGGUGCUCCUGCUCGUGGUGCUGGCGGCGGUGGAUGCGCCCGCGCACGACGUGUCGCUGCUGUUCGCUGUGGAUUGGCUCGUUGACCGGAUACGCACCACAAACAACAUGCUGGGAGACUGCUACGCGGCCGCGGUGGUGGAGCACCUGUCUAAGAAAGAGUUGAUGGCUUGCGAUGCCGUGACCAUGGAGCCAGUGGUCGCCAAUGGUCUUAUCCCGACACCAAACACUGAAGAUGAAAGAUUAGAUACACCAUCAGGGAAAAAAUCCAUAACAUCCGACGACAUUAUUAUCGAUAUGCAUUUAUCCUCCCAGGCAAGCAGUAGUCCUGUCAAACGAAUUUAGCUCAUGAAAUCCCUAAACAGACUGUGUUUUUAAACCAUUUUUCUAAAUAGACAAGUCAAAGUUGUCUGUAUUUUAGAAUUGAUUUUCAAUUGUUAAAUAUUUCCAUUCAGUGGUCCCAAUUAUUGUUACUUAAUUCGCGAUGCUAAGAGUUUGGUGUAUUCCCAUAUGUCC